AUGUCUCGGGAGUACGAUUAUCCACCUCCGAGGUACUCGGAGACCGCUCGGGGAGGGGGCAGGGACUCUUACGACCGGCCACGCCGUCGCAACUCUUUCGACGACCACAGGCCCCGCUACGACGACCACCCAAGGGACCGUCGCCCCAGCCCCAGAGACUACGGCCAUGACACCAGGGAUCGGGAUCGGGAUCGGGAUCGGGACCGUGAUCGCGACAGAGACCGCCCUCGCUACUCAGACCGGGACCGGGAUCGGGACCACGACCGCGACCGGCCACGCUACUCUGACCGGGACCGCGAUGGCAGAGACCACUACUCGGAUCGCGACCACCACUCAGACCGCUAUCGCGACUCGGCAGGGCGCGGCGGCUACGACCGCGACCGCGAGCGAGACCGAGACCGAGACCGAGACCGCUACCCCCCGCGGGCCGGCGGAGGACCAGACCUGCGCCGCUCGGCAACCACGCGCGAAAAGGGCCGCGGCAGCGACGCAGCCGCGUACGGUGCCGCCGGAGCAGCGGGCGGAGCAGCAGCCGCCGCGGCGGGGGCGAGGCCCGGUCUGAACCGCAGCAAAACGACCAAGGACAUCACGGCAGCGCUGAGCAAGCUGCCGUGGAAGCAGGUCGGCAUGGCGGCGUUCGAGGCGGGCGCCAUGGCGGCGGCGAGCCAGCGCGGACAGUGGAACGCGGCCAAGGCCGGCAAGGUCGCCACUUCGGCGCUGGGGGCUGGCUUCAUGGCCGGCGUCAAUAACAAGAACGGAGGUGGCGGCGGUGGUAGUGGUGGCAAAAAGAGCAGCGGCGGUGGUGGCAGCGCCGGCAAGAAUGCGCUGAUGGGCCUUGCUGGCGAGCAGUUGUUGAAGCAGUUUGCCAAGAAGGGGAGCAAGAAAUAA
This is a messenger RNA of Pyricularia grisea, 888 nucleotides long. RefSeq lists its product as uncharacterized. The transcript has a single exon. Lineage: Eukaryota; Fungi; Ascomycota; Sordariomycetes; Magnaporthales; Pyriculariaceae. The record is from RefSeq and is a predicted model, not a curated record. Bases 1 to 888 code for a protein of 295 amino acids.